Molecule: messenger RNA, 1098 nt
Organism: Drepanopeziza brunnea f. sp. 'multigermtubi' MB_m1
Lineage: Eukaryota; Fungi; Ascomycota; Leotiomycetes; Helotiales; Drepanopezizaceae
Biological process (GO): cytoplasmic translation
Cellular component (GO): cytosol
Molecular function (GO): mRNA binding; metal ion binding
Source: RefSeq, a predicted model, not a curated record
AUGCCGCCCAAGAAGCAGGAAAAGCAGGGCGGGGGCAAGAAGCCGUCCGCGGCCAAAAUCGUGGAGGACAGGACCUUUGGUAUGAAGAACAAGAAGGGCGCCCAGGCACAGAAGGAUAUUGCUCGCAUGAAACAAUCUGCGAGCGCUGGUGGAACUCCCGAGGAAAAGAAGAGAGCCGCCGAGAAGGCCGAGAGAGAGCGCAUGAAGGCUGCGACUGAGAAGGCUCAGAAGGAGGAGGCAGAGCUAUUUAAACCCGUACAGGUUCAAAAGGUCCCUUUCGGUGUCGAUCCGAAAACAGUCUUGUGUCAGUUCUUCAAGAAGGGCCAUUGCGAGAAGGGAAGAAAGUGCAAGUUCUCACACGAUCUCAAUGUCGAACGAAAAUCUGUUAAGAAGGAUCUAUACCAAGAUACUCGGGAGGAUGAGGAAGAAAAGAAAAAGAAAGAAACCUCCGACAAUUGGGACGAGGAGAAAUUGAGACAGGUUGUUCUCUCCAAGAAGGGAAAUCAGAAGACAACCACCGAUAAAGUUUGCAAAUUCUUCAUCGAUGCAGUGGAAGAGGGCAAAUAUGGUUGGUUCUGGACUUGUCCGAACGGAGGGGAUACAUGCAUGUACCAGCACAAAUUACCGCCUGGCUUCGUACUCAAAACAAAAGAACAGCGUGCCGCAGAGAAAGCACUCAUGGACAAAUCGCCUCUUAAAACUCUCACUCUCGAAGAUUUCCUUGAAUCCGAACGCCACAAGCUCACUGGUACCCUUACGCCUGUCACGCCUGAGACUUUCGCAAAGUGGAAGAGGGAACGACUUGAUAAGAAGGCUGCAGAGAUUGAAGCACAAGCCGCCAAGGAAGCCACUGGUCGUGCAAUGUUCGAGAAGGGAGACUGGGAGGCCAGCGGUGAUGAGGACGACGAAGAAGACGGAGACGGGGGAGAAGACGACUUCGAAAAACUUCGACUAGAGACUGAGGCUGCAGCCGAGAGGAAAGAGGCCGAACGGAUAGCGAAAUUCGGCGGGAAUUCCAGCGUGAAUGUCAUCAACGGUUUGGGCAGUGGCGAGCCUGGCACGAAUGGCGUCGCGAACGGCGAGGGGUCGGGCUCCUGA